AUGUCCGCAUCACCAACGAGACAGGCAACAGUGGAAGAUGCUACCUCUGCAUCUCCCACACCGACGCCUCCACCUGCCUCUGAUUUUCCAGAAUCUUCAUCAACUCAAGUCGAUAAAGUGGAAGAUCAACCUAUGAAUAGUCUAGGUGAUGACGAAGGAGAGGAAGAAUGGGAUCCAUCAAGUGAGAGACUGCCCGGUCAAUCGUCUCCGACCUCCAAGGAAAAGGAUUUCGCUGUAGAAGAUGAAAAUCACAAGGAAGAAGAAGGAAAGGAAAAAGAACAACCUUGGCAAGCUGUCUGGGCAGCUGAACAGAAUGCUUGGUAUUUCUGGAAUAAAGAUACAGGCGAAGUAACGUGGACAAAUCCUUUAGAACCCUCUUCCUCUUCCGCUUCUACUCAACCACCUUUACCUACCGAACAGCCCCCAACUGCUGCUGCUUCUUCUUCUUCAAUUAACCCAGGUCUCAAUAAUAAUGACAACGGGUAUGGAUUCGGUUUCGGUUUCGGUGAUCCAUCUCAACCAGAGAUAGAUCCAGGUCUAGCCCAUUUAUUCGGAGGUGAUUCCUCCGGACCAGGUGGUCUAGGAGGUGAUCCAACAAUGCAAAAAGCAAUGUUCAAUUCGCGUACGGGUAGAUUCACGGCGUCGAAUUAUGAGUAUACUGUGGGUCAUCUGGAUGAAUAUAAUAGGGCGAAAAGGAUGAAUAGUCAUUAUUUCGAUGUGGAUCAGUGGGAAAGGGAAAAACAACAGGAGAAUGAGAAGAAACGGAAGGCUUUGGAGGAUGGGAAAGGUGGUGAAAAGAAGAUCACAAAGAAAGAUAUGGAACGAUUCAGGAAGAAGAAUGCAGAGAAAAAAGCAAGAAGUCAAGCUUGGUUAAGGGAAUAG
Molecule: messenger RNA, 882 nt
Organism: Kwoniella mangroviensis CBS 8507
Lineage: Eukaryota; Fungi; Basidiomycota; Tremellomycetes; Tremellales; Cryptococcaceae
Exons: 3
Coding region: 1-882 (293 amino acids)
Molecular function (GO): protein binding
Source: RefSeq, a predicted model, not a curated record